This is a messenger RNA of Rotaria sp. Silwood2, 1245 nucleotides long. Lineage: Eukaryota; Metazoa; Rotifera; Eurotatoria; Philodinida; Philodinidae. The record is from the annotation of a GenBank genome assembly.
AUGGCAAAAAAACUUUCAAAACGAGAAGAAUCUACUUUAAAGCCAAAUCCGAAUUGUCCUCGAGAACGAGAAAUAAACAUACUAUUAUUGGGGCCAACAGGAGUUGGUAAAACAACAUUUAUUAAUGCUUUUGCAAACUACAUCGUUAGUGAUACUCUUCUACAAGCAGUCGAAAAUGAUAUGCAAGUCAUUAUUCCUUCUUCAUUUUCUUUUACUUCGCCACAGUCUUUUGACGAAACAUCAAUCACUAUUGGUGAAGAGGACGAACAUGAGAAAUUUAGUCUUGAGGGUCAAUCAGGCACGCAGCAAUGUCGAAGCUUCAUAUUUUCAAUUGGUGAUCGGAAUCUACGAAUGAUCGAUACCCCAGGCAUCGGCGAUACUAGAGGGUUUGAACAAGAUAAGAAAAAUUUUAUCGAAAUAUUAACUUAUAUUUCUCAAUAUAAACAUUUGAAUGGAUUGUGUAUAUUACUGAAACCAGACGAGCAACGUUUAACUAUACCUUUUCGAUUCUGUGUCAAUGAACUUCUACGACAUUUGCCUCUCGAUUCAAAGGACAAUAUCAUUUUUAUCUUUACAAAUGCACGAACAACUUUUUUUGCACCAGGCAACACAAAAAUACUUAUUAAAACUAUGUUGAAUGAACAUAAGAAAAGUCAUGAUGUUGAAGUACCAUUUUCAAUGGAGAAUUCAUUUUUAUUUGAUAGCGAACCGUUUCGUUACCUAGCACUACGUAAAAAUGAUAUCACCUUGGAUGAGCAACAAACACAAAGCUAUAUUAGAAGUUGGGAUCAUUCAGUUCAAGAGUAUUGUCGUUUUAUGAAACAUCUGGUUACACGCCCACUAAGAUCUGUAUCUAUUAUUCUUUCAUUGAAUGAAGCUGAACAACUUGUUCGGGCGCUUCCACGUCCUAUUGCUGAAACAUCAAAACUUAUCGAACAAAAUAUUCAACUUGCUAAAGAUCAUAAACAAAGAGUGUUGAAAAACUCUGCACUUGCAUCAGAAGGAAUACCGCAGAAUAUUGCUGUCGUUUCCCGACUAACGCAUCCGCGAACAGUAUGUGUGGGUGACAAUUGUUGUCGAAUGAUUGAUGUGAACAAUGAAAAACAAAUUGAAUAUAUACACAUAUGUCAUGAAGAAUGUUAUUUGAAAGGCGUCAAACAAGAAACAUUAUAUGAUGAUAAAUUGCAAGACUGCACAGCAAUGGAUCCUAGAUCAGGUGAAAAGUUCGAAGUCUUGAUCUUUUAA